AUGGCUACCUCAUCCUCCAUCGGAUGCUUCCCAACUGCCGACGACGCCUUCGGCCCCAUCGUCCAGAACUGCCGUCAAGGUUUCGACUUCACCCUGGCAUUUGAACAAUGCCUUUUCACAAUCUUGCCGGCGUUGCUCCUACUGCUCGCCGCACCUCUCCGCCUCCGCCACCUCGCCAAACUUCCUCGUGCCGUAUCCGGCACCGCCCUCCGCCUCGCCAAACAGGCCGCCAUCGGUGUCCUUGCCGUACUGCAGCUUGCCCUUGUCGCGCUGUGGGCAACCCACCGAGAAGCGGGCCGCCUACGCACCGUCUCCAUCGUAGCUUCCUGCGCAUCCUUUGCCGCCGCAGUCAUGUUUGGUGGUCUCUCGUCUAUAGAACACGCGAAGAGCCUUAAGCCUUCGUCCAUUUUGAAUAUAUACAUGCUCGUGUCCCUGGUGUUGGAUGGAGCAAUCCUCCGCACCGUAUGGCUGUCGCACUUAAGCGUCACCAUCAGCGCCGUCUUCUCCGCGUCUUUCGCGUUGAAGGCGGUCAUCGUGAUCCUCGAGGCUUGGGGGAAGACGCCCUACCUCGCCGGCGGUCGUCGGUCGUACAGCCCCGAGGAGACCAGUGGCAUCUACAGCCGCGGUCUCUUUUGGUGGCUUACGCCAUUGCUGCUGACAGGGUUUCGUCGUCUCCUGAAGCCGUUGGACCUGUUCGUCUUGGACAGGUCCAUGUCGACUGCCGUGCUGGACGAGAGAUUCUGGCGUGACUGGAACAAGGCGUCGUCGUUCUCGGCUGCUGUCCAGCCGGACGCAUCACCUCUUACGAAGCGUCACCGGCUCAUCAGGACCUGCGUCAGUACGCUGAAGUGGCAGUUGCUGGCAGUCAUCCUGCCGAGGAUAUUUCUGCUGGGCUUCACCAUCUGCCAGCCCCUGAUCUUGAACCGAUUCCUCGACUUCCUACAGAACACGCCGGAGGAUGUCAACUACGGUUAUGGUCUCAUUGGCGCCUACGGCUUCGUAUACCUCGGCAUCUCCAUCUCAUCCAGCUUUUACUGGCACAAGGCUUUCCGAUCCUUGGCCAUGCUCAGAGGCAUCCUGGUUACUGCCGUCUACUCCAAGACGACAGAGUUGCGCGUCGCACCCGGAGACAAUGCUGCCGCGGUGACUCUGAUGUCGACCGAUGUCGAUGCCAUCAUCCGUGCCUGGCGCGAAGUUCACGAGUUUUGGGCCAACACCAUUCAAAUUGCCCUCGCAACAUGGCUUCUCAGCACACAUCUCGGCUACGCAGCCUCCGGUCCCAUCGUGGUCUCCGUCAUUGCUUUGAUCGCCACUGUCUUCUUCGCUCCUGCCGCCCAGAAAUACCAAGUCAUCUGGGUUGAGAAAGUUCAGAGGCGCAUCGGUAUUCACUUCCCUCCCAACGUCUCAGAUGCCGUACUGACUUGUGAUAAAGGCAUCACCUCAGCCAUGAUUGGCCACAUCAAAAGCAUCAAGAUGUCAGGACUGACGCAAAAGCUUUCAGAGACCCUGGCAGACCUCAGAAUCGACGAGAUGAAGGCGGCAACCCCAUUCCGCGUCAUCGGUGCCAUCACCUCGGCCGUCGCGCAGGUGCCCCUGAUGCUUGCUCCGGUGGUCGCCUUCGCCAUGUACACGACCAUCGCGGCCAAAACCGGUCAGACUCUUGAUGCCACCAAGCUGUUUGCUGCUCUUUCUUUGAUUAUCCUGCUCGCGAAUCCCCUCUUUUGGAUGUUUGAGGUUGUCUUGGACAUGAGCGCUGCCCUUGCGUGCUUCCAACGUAUCGAGACGUAUCUGACCGAGCCGCCUCGGGUUGAGUAUCGGUUAUUCCCUUCUGACCUACAACCUGGAACGCAGUCCACGGGAUCAUACGGGUCUUCCCAAGACAUCCAACUACUAACUCUUGAGAACAGAGGAGAGCAUGAUUUGGAAAGGAACCCGAGCACAAGGCCUGCUCUUAGUGUACAGGAAGCAUCUCUGAGCUGGAAGGAUGAAGCUGACUCCAUUCUGAGUGGUCUAAAUUUCGACAUACAGAAGGGCCAGCUGGUGAUGCUUGUAGGGCCUGUUGCAUCUGGCAAAAGCACUCUCCUGAAAGGCCUUCUUGGUGAAAUACCUCACGUCACAGGGACGGUUGCCCUUUCCAGCACCCGUGUUUCCUGGUGCGAGCAAAACCCAUGGCUGAUCAACGAGACAGUUCGUAAGAACAUCAUCUGCUUCUCCGAGUUCGAUCUACACCUCUAUCGACAGGUUCUGAAGGCCUGCGACCUCGAGAAGGAUCUCGCCCAGCUCCCAGAGGAGGACCUAACAAUUAUAGGCAGCAAGGGUAUCGUCUUGAGUGGAGGCCAAAAGCAGCGUGUCGCCCUUGCCAGGGCUAUUUAUUCUCGGCCAGAGAUCGCCUUGUUUGAUGACAUCUUCAGUGGAUUGGAUAAUCACACUGCCAGAACCGUGUUUCAGCGCGUCUUCAGUGCUGAUGAAGGCAUGCUCAGGGCUUGGGGAACUUCAAUUGUCCUUGCCACUCAGUCAGUGAGCUUUCUGUCCCGGGCAGACAUGAUCGUCACUCUCGGAGACGGCAAGAUCGCAGAGAUGGGAAGUUUCGAAAAGUGUCGAAACGCAGAUGGCUAUGUCGGCAAUCUCGUUGCGUCGGGACCCCUCAGCCGAGAUGAAGACAAGGCCCAACAAGAGAAGACCGCCAAUGACACGACGUUUCAAGUGAUACCAGAGAGGAAGACCAAGGCGGUCGAGGAGCAAGACGACAAGCGGCGGCAGCUGGGUGACUGGAGCGUCUACGGCUACUACUUUGGCAGUGUCGGGACCGUCCUUGUCGCCAUCAUGCUAUUCCUCCAAGUGACCUGGGCCUUCUUCUCAACAUUUCCGACUAUUUGGUUAAAGUUCUGGACGGACGCCAACCUCGAGGCCCCAGGACGACUCGAUGCCUACUAUCUCGGCAUCUACGCGGCUCUGCAAGUCGGAGGUUUAUUUAGCUUUGCAGUACUCAUCUGGUUCGUACUUGUCCCAGUAGCAGCGAAAUCUGGAAUCAACCUACACCAGAGACUUCUCAAAGCCGUCGUGCACACAGAUAUCGGCUCCAUCACAACCCGAUUUUCGCAGGACAUCGGCCUGAUCGACCGAAGCCUACCCCUGGCACUGGUGAUUUCCCUUGCAAGCUUCUUCACUUGCAUUGGCAAGGCCUUCCUCAUAGCCUCGGCCUCAUGGUACAUCGCCAUCAGCUUCCCCGUUCUAAUUCUCGUCUUCUACUACAUCCAGCGGGCCUACCUCCGCACCUCCCGUCAGCUACGUCUCUUGGACCUCGAGGAGAAAGCUCCCAUCUACACACACUUCCUUGAGACUCUCUCGGGCCUCGCAACCCUCCGCGCCCACGCCCUCACCCACGCCUCUAUAACCCGUUCCCAUGCCCUUAUCGACCGCUCCCAGCGGCCCUUUUACAUCCUCCUCCUCACCCAGCAGUGGCUCACCCUCGUCCUCGACCUCGCAACCGCCGCCCUCGCCGUCCUCGUCGUCGGAGUCGCCGUCCGCCUGCGCGCCACCGCAUCUAUCGGCCUCACGGGCGUCUCUCUUAUCCAGCUCAUCUCCUUCACUGAGACCCUCAAGAUGCUGAUCCAGUUCUGGACCUCACUCGAGACUUCCAUCGGCGCCGUCGCGCGCAUCAAAAACUUCUCCGAGGAGACAGUCGACGAGGUCGGAGAUGACCGUCUGACACGGCACGACCGGGCAUUGGAAACGGACCUGAAGAGCGGCUGGCCUGACAGGGGGGUCAUAGAGAUCUGCGACGUUUCCGCGUCUUACGACGCAACCGGCCCAGGUGAAGACGGAAAAACUGCCGCGACGAGGGCCCUGGACGGCAUCUCCAUCUCCAUCCGCCCCGGCGAGAAGAUCGGCGUCGUGGGCCGCACGGGAAGCGGCAAGUCCUCCCUUCUACUCGCCCUUCUGCGCCUCCUGCCGUUGUCCUCCGGGACUAUAUCGAUCGAUGGGAGGCCCAUCGACUCCUUGCCCCUCCUGCCCCUGCGGUCAGCCCUCAUUGCCAUCACCCAAGACCAAUUUAUCCUUCCCGGGACGGUGCGGCAGAACCUCGACCCCCUCGGCACGGCAUCCGCCGCCGGGGACGCCGCGGUCGAGUCGGCGCUCGCGCGCCUCGGCCUCUGGGACACAAUCCGAGACAACGGCGGGCUGGACGCCGAUUUCGCCGAGGAGGCGCUGAGCCACGGGCAGAGACAGCUGUUCUUCCUCGCGAGGGCCAUCUUGAGGAGGCACGUAGGACGGGUGGUUCUCCUAGACGAGGCGACGAGCAGCAUCGACGCCCAAACCGAGAAGAUGGUCAGAGACCUCGUCCGCGAAGAAUUCAACGACCACACCGUCAUCGCCAUCGCUCAUCGUCUGGGCACGGUCGCUGACUUCGAUCGCGUCGUGGUGCUGGACAAGGGCCGCGUUGUCGAGGUCGGCAACCCCCAGGACCUCUUGCUACGGGCAAAUGGAAGGUUCAGGGAGCUCUGGGAUGCCAGCAGACAGCACGGAAGCCACGACGAUGCUUAG
Messenger RNA from Colletotrichum higginsianum IMI 349063, 4542 nucleotides. RefSeq names its product ABC multidrug transporter. The transcript is spliced from 12 exons. Gene Ontology annotation, cellular component: membrane. Gene Ontology annotation, molecular function: ATP binding; ATP hydrolysis activity; ABC-type transporter activity. The record is from RefSeq and is a predicted model, not a curated record. NCBI's taxonomy places the organism in Eukaryota, Fungi, Ascomycota, Sordariomycetes, Glomerellales, Glomerellaceae. Gene Ontology annotation, biological process: transmembrane transport. The coding region runs from base 1 to 4542 and encodes 1513 amino acids.